This is a messenger RNA of Cottoperca gobio, 6344 nucleotides long. RefSeq names its product kinesin light chain 1a (gene klc1a). Gene Ontology annotation, molecular function: kinesin binding. Gene Ontology annotation, biological process: microtubule-based movement. The record is from RefSeq and is a predicted model, not a curated record. Lineage: Eukaryota; Metazoa; Chordata; Actinopteri; Perciformes; Bovichtidae. Gene Ontology annotation, cellular component: kinesin complex; cytoplasm.
GUGAGGGGGGCUCCGGGUAACGCCAUUUUCACGCACCGCGCAGUCAGUCAGUCAUCCAGCCAGGGGACCAGCGAGCUGUCAUCUUCUCCGGCGACUAGUCAACUUUUCAUUUAGUCCUAUGAAGCCGCCAUCAAGCUAGUUCCACCGACUUGUUCCUGCAAUGGAACAGAAGGAGAACAGGCUUUUCUUGUAUGGCUCCGACUAAAGCCAGUGUUUUUGACAGUUAGGUGGCUAGCUAUGUAGCUAGCUGGUCAUCAUUAACGGUUGAUGCAGUGAAGCCCAGCGUCAGUCCGCGGAACAUAUCUCACCCGGAGACAGUUUGGAUAUUGUGUUUUAUAACUUAUAUAUUUUUACAUUUAUCGGCAAGAGUUGUCGGUUUAAAGGAACAACACCUUUAAUUUAAAAAAGACGUGAUUUAGAGGUUAAAAAGGCGAGAUAAACGGACCUCACACUGAAGCUACAUUGGCAACGGAUGUCCUAGAGAACGAAUGCGUGAGGACAUGUCCACCAUGGUGUGCGUGAAGGAGGAGGAGGACCCUGGGGAGAAGCUUUCCCAGGAUGAGAUCAUCUCCCGGACCAAGCAGGUGAUCCAGGGGCUGGACGCCCUGAAGCAGGAGCACCACUCCAUCCUGGACGGCCUGCUGGGCACGCUGCGCUGCCUGAAGCAGGACGACGAGGGCGUCCUGGUGGAGGAGAAGUCCCACAUGAUCCGCAAGUCCCUGGAGAUGCUGGAGCUGGGGCUGAGCGAGGCACAGGUGAUGAUGGCGCUGUCGAGCCACCUGAGCUCGGUGGAGUCGGAGAAGCAGAAGCUUCGUGCUCAGGUACGCCGGCUCUGCCAGGAGAACCAGUGGCUGAGGGACGAGCUGGCAGGGACGCAACAGAAACUGCAGAAGAGCGAGCAGAGCGUCGCUCAGCUGGAGGAGGAGAAGAAGCACCUGGAGUUCAUGAACCAGCUGAAGAAGUACGACGAGGACUUGUCCCCAUCUGAGGAGAAGGACUCUGAUUCCAGUAAAGAGACUCUGGACGAUCUCUUCCCAGAUGACCAGGACGACCAAGCUCCAGGCAUCCAGCCGACUCAUGCUAGCGCUGCGGCAGCGGCUGCCCAGCAGGGAGGCUAUGAGAUCCCGGCGCGUCUGAGGACCCUCCACAACCUGGUGAUCCAGUACGCCUCCCAGGGCAGGUACGAGGUGGCUGUGCCCCUCUGCAAACAGGCCCUGGAAGACCUGGAGAAGACCUCUGGUCACGACCACCCAGACGUGGCCACCAUGCUCAACAUCCUCGCCCUCGUCUACAGGGAUCAGAACAAAUAUAAGGAGGCCGCCAACCUGCUGAACGAUGCUCUGGCCAUCAGGGAGAAGACUCUCGGCCGGGACCAUCCAGCUGUCGCUGCCACCCUCAAUAACCUGGCCGUCCUGUAUGGGAAGAGAGGAAAGUACAAGGAAGCAGAGCCGCUGUGCAAGAGAGCGCUGGAGAUCAGAGAAAAGGUGCUGGGGAAGGACCACCCAGAUGUGGCCAAGCAGCUGAACAACCUGGCCCUGCUGUGUCAGAACCAGGGCAAGUACGAGGAGGUGGAGUACUACUACAUGAGAGCGCUGGAGAUCUACCAGACCAAACUGGGCCCCGACGACCCCAACGUGGCCAAGACCAAGAACAACCUGGCGUCCUGUUACCUGAAGCAGGGCAAGUUCAAGCAAGCUGAAACUCUGUAUAAAGAAAUCCUCACCCGCGCUCACGAGAGGGAGUUCGGCUCUGUUGAUGAUGAGAACAAACCAAUAUGGAUGCAUGCUGAGGAGAGAGAGGAACAAAGCAAGGGGAAGCAAAAGGACGGCUCGCCUUUUGGAGAAUACGGAGGCUGGUACAAAGCCUGCAAAGUCGACAGCCCCACAGUGACCACCACCCUGAAGAACCUGGGCGCCCUCUACAGGCGGCAGGGCAAGUUCGAGGCGGCCGAGACUCUGGAGGAAGCUGCCUUGCGUUCCAGAAAGCAGGGUCUGGACACUGUGCAUAAGCAGCGCGUGGCGGAGGUCCUGAGCGAGCCAGAGGCCCGUGAGAAGCAGCGAAGCCGCGAGAGCUUGACCUCUGACACGGUGAAGUACGAGAGCGGGCCAGACGGUGGCGAGGAAGUGAGUAUGAGCGUGGAGUGGAACGGGGACGGCUCCGGCUCUCUGAAGAGGAGCGGCUCCUUCAGUAAACUGCGAGCGUCGAUCCGUCGCAGCAGCGAGAAACUGGUCCGCAAGCUGAAAGGUGGCGGCUCUUCUCGAGACAGCGAGCCCAAAAACCCCGGCAUGAAGCGAGCCAGCUCUCUGGGGGUUCUUAACGUGGCGGACAAGGCUGCGAGUGACCAUUACCAAGAACGAAAUAAUCGUCUGAGUAAAAGUCGCGACCUGAGUGCCAGCCACACCGACCUGGCGCAUUGAAGGUGAAUCGACCCUGGAGGGGGCCCGAGAGGUCACUUCCUGUCCGGACCCUCCUCGCUGUCAACAGCUUUGUCCUUCAGCAUCGCCACAUGUUCAGGUUUCAACCUUUCACUGCACUGUCUGGAGGUUUGAGGUGUUUUUACACGUCGAGGAAGAAGAGGAAGAUGAACCUGCUGUGUGUGUGUGUGUGUGUGUGUGUGUGUGUGUGUGUGUGUGUGUGUGUGUGUGUGUGUGUGUGAGUGAGAGUGAGUGCCCUUUCAAAUCAGUCCUUUUUUUAUUAUUUAAUGCUGUCGCUUGAUUGAAGGCAGAUGCCGAGUGGAGCUUUAGCUUCACAGACAUUUCUCUCACGAGUCGUCGGUGCAGAUAAAGAUGAGCUCAGGUUGUUUUAGCGAUGUGACGUCACACGAAGGGACUAAACCUGCAUAAAACCCACUGCAAACCGUCCACUUUCACUUGAAUAUUCAGAAUAAUGAAAAGGAAAUGUGAUUAUGUUUUCGCAAUAUGGAAAAAAGAAGCAUUUUGUGAAUACCAACAGGCUCAAAUCUCUCAAUUUGAACGUUAAAUUGACAAAAUCGAAGAUAUCGGUGCAUAAAUUCUGCUGAUAAAUAAAGUUUAUUGGAGAAGUUUUCAAAUGAUUCCAGGAUCAGAGACGGUUUCAGUGUGCUUCCUCCACGCGUUGUGUUUGAUGUGCACCACCUACACGACGAUACAUACAUCAGUGAUACUGAACUCAUGAAGGAGUGAGUUCAUUCAGUCAUCUUUUCACCCACUGAGGUUUAAGUGAAGCACUGAGAGACAGAAAAAUGUUUUUAUCAACUAUAACUUCAGAAAACUUGUCCAGCAAUGACGUCUCUCUGUAGGCCGACCCGGACGUUAGCUUAGCUUAGCUUAGCUUAGCUUAGUUUAGCUUAGCUCUGCGCUACAUCUGCAGAUUUCCAAUGGAAGUUCUGAACUGUGUUUUUGGAUUAAUUAAGAAAAUAAGAUCUGUGGCAGAUUAAGAUUCACGAUAUUCACACGAGACAUUUGACGAUAUUUGAACCACAUGACGAGACUUUAAUUAACCCUUAAAGACAAACGCUUUGGAAACCUGUGGAGGGAAAACGCAGAACUUUUAAGAAUUGUUUGACGAAAUUGUUCCAUCUUGUGAUUUUGCUUUUUGCUGUAUGAAGUUUACAUUUGUGUUUUUAUUUUGUAAAUUAUGUUUUAUUUGUUUCUGUCCUCGCGCUGCUCUGAAGAGUUUGUCUUUAAAAAUAAAUAAAUAAAAACCUUUAGAUUAAACGUUCCUUAACGUCGAGGUCGAGCUCUGAGAUACGGAGGCAGCACGACGACUUUUUAUUGGUACAUGAAGGCCGACCGACUCUCAGGAUCACACGCUGACUGCAAAGUUAGAGCCCCCCCACACUUUCACACAUACUGUUACAGCAUUUAUCUUCAAGACAACACUUUACCACGUCAGUAAAGUCGAACCAAAACUGUGCAAAUUAUGAAUUAUUUAAAAGAAUACUUCUCAUCAUGCGAGAGUUAUUCCAGAGAUUUAAGAUAUAUAUUUGCUAUUACCAAAAUAGGAGGGAGUAUUCCUCCUAUAGCGAGUUCUAACUAUAGAAAUAGCUUCAACAAGACAAUACAGUAAAAAAACACAUUAAAUAAGAACAAAAAUAGAUGCAAAGUAGUUAAUAUGGAAGUAAAGAAACGACAAAAUUACCAUUAAAUUAAAUUAAAAGAAAAACUGAAACUUUAAAGAGUGAAUAAAGGAAAAGUACAAGUGUUGAAGCCAUCUUCAGACUUCUUUGGUUCCAUGUGUGUGAACGUGUGUGUGAUGAGCAGAUAGUCGAGAGGGAUCUGCACUGGAAACAUUGGAUUGACCGGAAAUAAGGAAAACUGUUGAUUUUUGUACCGACUUCCUCAAAUCCGAUCUUGUAGUUGCUGCAUUUGCUGCAUAUUAAGUUGCUUUUUAAUGUUAAUGGAGAGUACGUGAACUUUUAGGGGUGUGUUUUCCAGCAGGGGUGUGCAAUAAGCUUUUGUUUGACUUGUAAGAACUCUUCACAUCUUCUGAUUUCAUGGAAAUUAAUUAGAAUCUCGACCGAAGAAGAGAAUUUAAAUAAAGGCUUUCAGUCCAAAAUAUUAUACGAUAUAAAUCUAUUAAAAAGAAUAAAGAUGAAGCCCUGGUUGUAAAUAUAAAACGCUGAAAAGAUUUGAUAACUUGAAUCAUAUUCGUGGAAAUCUUUCCUUCUGUGCCGGCAAUAAUUUAGUCAAAGUCGCAGAGAUUUUUAUAAAUGUUAAUAUUUCGUUCUUUUCUUUGUAGCGGUGAUUUUAUCGGCGCUGUUUGUUGCAGAGUCGAGUUGUUGAAGCUUCUUGUCGACUGUUGAUCAGUCGUCUUUAAUCCUUGUUGUUUUAUUGUUCCAGGCUCCACAAAGUAACGAGGCACAUAACUUAAUGUCUGAAGGUUUUCAUGGACUGGGCAACAUUUUGGGCAACUUUAAACGGGCAACUCCUUCAGCAACUGGCAACAAAGUGAUCAAGCGUUGAUAUAUUUAAAUAAACACGUCAUUUAAUGUUUACAAGUUCUAGACGCAAAGUUAUAUGGAAGUCAAAAUAUCAAUUAAAGACUGAGUUAAAAUGUAUAAUCUGAAUUUAUGUGGUUUUAAGAAUUAUUUUAAGUUUACAAAAUACAAAUUGAAAUUAUGCAACUGGAACAUAUUUUUUUAUUAAUAUUUGGACACAAUUUUCUAUCUUAAUUUGUUUGUAAAAUAAUGUUUUUAAAGUUGCACAACUUGAAAUAACCUUCGGGAGAAGCGGAGAAUUUCACAUAAAAAAAAAAAGAAAUGUAAAAAAGUAAUAAUUAUUAAUAACAUAAAUAAAUGUAUAUUUAAAAAAAAGAAAUAUUUGUAAAUGCUUUAAAUUCAGUGAUAUUCAACAAUAAUUAUUCAGUGUUUUAAAAUUUUAGAUUAAAUUACUUGUAAGAUUAAUUUGGCCUUUUUUUGCUUCCGUACAUAUUUGAUGGAAUUUACUGUUCCGGGUAAAAACGUAAUAUUCAGAGAAAAAUCUUCUACAUUUUAGUAAUAAUUUAUAAUUUCCUCACAAUGUAAUCGUUGUGGAAGCUUGUACUUGUUACUUAUCGGUAACGAUAUUCCCUCUGUGUGUAAAGCAGCAUCGUCACGGACGCUGUUGCCCCAAAAAAGUUGCUCCAACCGUUGCCCUGUUGCAGAAAACCUAAAGUCUGUCCUGAAACUAUGACUUCUAAUCAGUUUUCAACAAACAAGUGGUGAUUAUGAUGACGUGAAUGUACAUUUAUGGGUUUAUGGAAGCGCGUUGACUUGAUGUGUUUCUUGUUAGAGGUCAAAGUCUCUCUGUCCGUCCUUUUGUUGCAGUUUUUUUAUUUCUUCUUGUUAAUUUCAUUUGUGUUUUUUCUGCUCCCUGUCUGCAGACUGUGUUGCUGUGUGGAGCGCUGAAGUGGACGCUUAGAUAAAGUAAAUGCAUCACAAAAUAGACCCAAAUCAGCCGCUCCACGACUCAGACGCUCCACACACACAUCCAGUCUCCUAAAUCUACAUUUCUACGGGCACAAUACUUAAAUACAAGAUUGAAUGUCAAGUUGUCCUCCAUUGUUUUUUGUUUUGUGUGUAAGGUGAAAUUAUUUUAAGGACGUUGUGCUUCCUACGAGGUAACAUCGUGAAAGCGUCUCCUCUGUAUAUCUCGCACGAACAGAAACUGUUCCUGGAUGAAACUGGCAGACAUGUAGGCUUUUAUUGUUGUGGUGACAGCUAGUCCUUUUUAUUAUGGUGUUGUUAGAGAGUAAUAACAAUACAACAUAAAAAACUGUGAGAUGUUUUUUUAUUCUCUAAUUUCUCUGUAAUUGUUGGGACGUUUGUCUGCAGACUGAUGCUCUACUACGCACCCUCUGUAUUUGAAUAAAACGGUUAAAUUCAU